Molecule: messenger RNA, 1204 nt
Organism: Pocillopora verrucosa
Lineage: Eukaryota; Metazoa; Cnidaria; Anthozoa; Scleractinia; Pocilloporidae
Product: transmembrane protein 243-like
Source: RefSeq, a predicted model, not a curated record
GUGUUGCUACUAAGAAAAGUAAGCUAGAUCCUGAUCGUAUUCGGUGGUUUACGACAUCGAUUAAUUACCACCAAUCCAAUUGACACAUAGAGCCAGUUAUCACAAGUUUAGUUUUGCUGAUACUCAGCCCUAAACUUGGAGAAGGGAACAGAGAUUUUGAACAAUUUCUGGUGACGGAGAGAGCUCAAGUUCUGCGAAAUCGACAGGAGUUCGCUCAGAAUCAAUCAAAGAUAUCUCGAACUUUCCAAGAGACUAUUUUAUUAACGUUGACUUUACGAUGAAGGGAAUUUUAUAGCAAAAAUGUAUAAUGGAUUGGAUAAGCCGUUAUUUGGCGAGGCAAGACCAAGGGAUCGCUACUUUAAUUAUGUCGUCGGAGCAGUCACGGUCAUAUUAGUCUGUGAGACCUUGAUAAGCUCUUUGGUGUUCCCGCACUUCCCACCCAAAGCAAUCAAUGUCUUCCUUGCUUCUAUUAUCUCAAUGAUAUGCAUAUCAGAACUCAUUCUGAUUUAUUGGUACAGACAAGGAGAUGUUGAUCCAAAGUUUCGAAAGCUAAUCUACUUCAACUCAUUUACAACUAUUUUGCUGUGUAUAUGUGCAAAUGUGUACUAUCACAAAAAAUAAUAAAUGCUACAACUAAGGAGAAAUUCAAAUGUGUGAAUUUCCAAACAUCUAAUCAACAAAAUGAGCUAUUUAUUUUUGGAAACUUACAAUUCAAUACGUUGCAUCUCUUUCUACUUCUCAAAUUUUUAAUAUUUGUGUACAAUAAAACUGUGAUGUUGUAAUAAAAGUAAUUAAAUAUUAAAUAAUUUUUCUAAGAAAUUUUGUUCCUAGCAAUAAAGUUGUGCUCCUGAGAAUGAACUUUUAAAAAGUGUUGCCAAACCAUUAUCAAUAAUGCAUUACACCAUUUACCUCUGUGACAAUUCUAAUUUCUUAGUGUGUGAUUAGCUGAAGCAAGUGAAAGAUUUUGGACAAUGCUUCUUUAUGGUAAUCAUUAAUCUCUAGUAAAUUGUAGGGUUAGUCAAGGGGAAAAACAAUUUAUUGUAUUACUAAUGCUUGCUUUGCAAUGUGUACGUACUUUGAAAAUUUCUGACUUUUUUGUUGAUGGAUCUGUCAAACCUUGAGUGAAGCCAAUUUUACGUGGAACUGCUUCUAUCCUUUACUUCACACUUAACUUUUAGUUGCAUUUAGUGUUGUACUAUGGGCU